This is a messenger RNA of Phalaenopsis equestris, 855 nucleotides long. Its product is annotated as two-component response regulator ORR5-like. The transcript has 5 exons. The record is from RefSeq and is a predicted model, not a curated record. NCBI's taxonomy places the organism in Eukaryota, Viridiplantae, Streptophyta, Magnoliopsida, Asparagales, Orchidaceae. Bases 12 to 419 code for a protein of 135 amino acids. Gene Ontology annotation, biological process: phosphorelay signal transduction system; cytokinin-activated signaling pathway.
UUCAAGGCAGAAUGGCGACCGGCGGUGGCGGUGGCGCCGGCAACCGUGGAAGGGAGUUUCACGUGCUUGCUGUUGACGACAACUCCGUUGAUCGAGCCGUCAUAGCUCGGCUCUUGCGUAACUUGAAGUACAAAGUGACAACUGUUGAGAGCGGAGUGCAGGCGUUGGAGUUGCUGGGCUUGGAUCCAGACGUUAGUAUGAUAAUCACCGACUACUGGAUGCCUGAGAUGACUGGUUUCGAACUUCUCAAACGUAUCAAGGAGUCGGCGGAGUUUCAGAACAUACCGGUGGUCAUAAUGUCUUCGGAGAACGUUCCGACCCAGAUCAAAAUGUGCUUGAAGGAAGGAGCAGAAGAUUUUCUGCUGAAGCCAGUGCAACAGUCGGACAUGUAUCGGCUGUUCAGUCGUAUCACGCGAUGAGAUCUUCGCCGUUGUGAUGGCCUUAGUUAUAAUGGACGAACGUGAUGUUGGUUUUCUGUUAUUGUGAAUUUGGUUUUUUUUUUGGAUUGGGAUCGAAAAUUUUAUAUCUUGGGUUGGUCGAACAAGCGAGACAUUGGAGAUGGUGGUUGAAAUUAGUAAGUAGCAUAGACGUCUCUUUAUUGUGAUUCUGUAUUUUCUUAUGGUUUUUUUUUUUUGGAAAAAUUAUUGCAUUGCAUCAGGUGUACAAUAACAGAUGUGGCAGUCCGGGCCUGAUCCGUGUAUGUUAGUGGACCCAAAUUGUUACGUGGCCUCCUGUUAUUGGACACCUGAUACAAAUUUGCAUUGAUUGUCCUGAUGCAAUAAUUUCACCUCUUAUUGGUGUUGUAGUUUCGAAGACGAACAAGAACAAUGGUUAGUGGCUCUUAUUUCAUGCAAC